CACAGAAGAAGCUUUUAAGCACAACACAAAUUCCAUCCGUGUCCCCUUCCUCUUCUGCUCUCUCGCACUCACACACAUCAACAAUUGAAGCGUUCUGUUCAUCUCAACUCAAGGGCGAACAAAUUCUACCAAUCUAUCUAUCUAUCAGUCAACCUCGCUCUCUCUGCAAUCGGAAGAGGAAACCCUAAAAUUCAGAGGAGAUGCAACAGGGAGAUUUCAGCUCUCCUUAUUACCAGCAGUACCAUCCGCCACCUCACCUCCAAAACCCGAGCCCUAGCCCUAGCCCAAUCGAUCCGCAGCCUAAUCUUUUGCCCACAACCUACGCCUCUGCACCUCCUUUCGCCCCCAACUAUUCUUCAUCAUCUGAUUACCCAGGUUUUUCCUCGGCGUACCCUCCAUAUUCACAGACUCCCGAUCCUGCUCCCAACCUCCCUCCCACCGCUCCGACCUACGCACAAACCCCCAUGCAAUCCUUCAAUCCUUCCCCUCAGCUUUCUUCUCCCUAUCCAGCUUUCCCUCCAGCGCCGGCAGCGGCACCGGAGCCCCAAGCGCCUUACCCAGCUCCGCUACAGCAAUCUCCAUAUUACCCACCGUAUGAUCAGCAUCAGGCAGCUCCGAAUUAUGGUCCCUCUCCACCCUCUUCGAUUCCUCCGAUGACCGCAGCUCCCAUCUCCAAUCCGAAUCCCUCGUUUUCGGCGCCGUAUUCGACCUCCUAUACCCAACUCGGUUCUUCGUUGCCGCCGCACAUGUAUGAAAGCUCUAAUGAAAGUGGCGUGAAAUUCGAUUAUGGUGGUGGUGGUUAUAUUGAUGAGAGUUCCGCUCGGUACGGUGGUCAAGGCCUGUACGGUCGAAGCCGCUCUGAUUUCUACGACAGGAGACCCGAAAGCGCGAUGCAUUACGAUCGAGGUGGCCUUCGUGAUGAUGGGCUUGGAGAUGGUGUUUAUGCUUAUGAUGGUGGGAGGGGGGAUCUCUACGGUGCUCGAAGCACUGCCUCCAAGUCUUCAACUUGGUCGGCCUUCGAUGAUUAUGGGAGAUCAGUGAGCGUCCCCUCGGCUGGAAAGGACCAGAUGAAUUCUGGUUCUCCCAAGAUUGUGAGAGCUGUUCCGAAAGCAGAGACGCAGUCAGACGUCAAGAAUGGAGUGCAAAAAUUCCGGGUUAAGCUUCUGCCCGAAGGAUCGAGCCAGGGUACCAUGGAUGUUCUUUGCCAGAUUGGUUUGGAUGGGAUUCGUAUGCUUGAUCCCAAUACUAGUCGUUCAUUGAGAAUAUACCCACUUGAGACAGUGACAAGAUGGGAAGCCAACUCGUCAAUCUUUACUUUUUGGUCCAAAAGCUCUGUUGACAUUGAACCAAGACGCAUAAGGCUGCAGUCGAACAGCUAUACCACCAACACCAUUCUUGACACUGUGACAGCUGCAACUGUUCAGAUAAAGGAGAUGGGUGGAAGAUUUAAACCUUCUGACACUGUGAAGACAUCUGAACAACCUGCUGAGAGGAAGAAAGGUCUUGCUGAUUGGAUGAACAUAAUAAAGCCUGGCACUGUGGAGAAAGAUCAUUGGGUCCCAGAUGAGGCGGUUAACAAAUGCACAUCUUGUGGGACAGAUUUUAAUGCUUUUGUGAGGAGGCAUCACUGCCGGAACUGUGGGGAUAUAUUUUGUGACAAGUGCACCCAUGGUAGAAUUGCUCUCACUGCAGAUGAGAAUGCGCAGCCUGUUAGAGUUUGCGAUCGAUGCAUGGCGGAAGUUACUCAAAGGCUGAGUAGUGCAAAAGAAUCAGCCAGCAAGCCUGCUGGAUUGCACAGUCAUGAGGAUCUUGCAAAGAAGCUUCAGGAAGAAAUGGACCGAAACCGUAAGGCAUCAUCAGGUUCGAAAUCUGACGGAUCUGGGAAGCGGAUGAGAGAAGUUGCUUGUCCUACUUGUACUGUACAUCUGCAGGUCCAAGUUCCAAGCUCCGGUUCUGAAACCAUCGAGUGUGGGGUUUGCCAGCACCCAUUUCUUGUUGGUGCUCAUUGAGCUGCCUCAGACAAUGCUGUGUGUUUAUAAUGUUACAGCAACAGCAGUCAAUUAACACUGAAGCAGAAAUAUUCAUGGUUUUAACUUUCCAAUCUAAUUUGUUUCGACUCUGGUUGCACUUGAUAUUCAUUAGCCACUGGAUUUCUGGAACUUGUGUAUACUUAUCUCCAGUUCUGUACAUUUCGGUUGAUGUUUUGAUGUAUCUAUUAAUGCGAAAUUCAUCUAGUAAAAUCAAGACAAGUUUUGUUCAUGAA
Molecule: messenger RNA, 2263 nt
Organism: Telopea speciosissima
Lineage: Eukaryota; Viridiplantae; Streptophyta; Magnoliopsida; Proteales; Proteaceae
Product: protein FREE1-like
Exons: 10
Coding region: 201-2009 (602 amino acids)
Biological process (GO): multivesicular body assembly; intralumenal vesicle formation
Cellular component (GO): late endosome membrane; ESCRT I complex
Molecular function (GO): ubiquitin binding; metal ion binding
Source: RefSeq, a predicted model, not a curated record